GUGAGUAAUCGGCCCCUCUGUUAUCGAUGAUAUGUCAUCUCUAGCAGCUGAGCGUCGUUCUGCAGACGAAAAAACAACAAAUACAAUAAAAACAAACCACUAUAAUUGGUAAAUAGAAGCUCAAGCGGGAAAAUGGCAAGUGGCGGCGCCAACGUGCGCUGCAUCAAUUACUAUGACUUGUGUCGCCUCUGCACGGACAGCGCCGACCAAAAGACAGAUAUCUUUUCGCCCGAAGGACGCGCCAAGAAUCUCAGCCAGAAGAUCUUCGAGGUCCUCUCGCUGCAGGUCGAAGAGAAAGACCGCCUUCCCAAAGGCGUCUGCAGUCAAUGUGUCCAGACGCUGGAGCAGAUGUGCGGGUUCAAAGCCACUUGUCGAAAUUCGCAGAACAUGCUGACUAACUGCCUCACCAUCCGCCCGGCGGCGACAAGUGACAAGCUGUACAUUAGGGAUGCAAUUGACGAGACCGGCAAAAGCCUCGGCGUUGUCCAAGCGUCUCCAGCAACCUCUACUUCCUCGGCAUCGGCCCAACAGUCGAGGAACCUUCUGAACAGCAUUAUGCAAGCUGUGAGUGUCCAGCCUCAGCAACAGUACACCAUAACAUUGGACAACGGAAUCCAACAGCAGCAGCCACCGCAGCAGACCACAACCGAACCCAUCAAGAGCGACAAGCAGACGGUCUUAGAGGAGUUUAUUCGCCUUAAGCCAGAUAUUAAGAUAACCCCGCUGGGAAAGAAGGAUACCAACGCUACCGUCAGAAACCAGCAGCCGCCCCCGCCUCAGAUCCAGACAGUCACAAACACAAGCCCCACGGUCGCCACUCCACAGAUACAACUGCAACCGCAACUGGGUGAUCAACUCCAGCCACUCUGGCAGCAAAUUCAACAACUACAGCUACAGCAACAACUUCAGCAACUAACUAAUCAACUAAACAGCCAAUUAACCACCACGACCGAUGAUACUGGCGGACCCAGCGACACCAAGAAGCCAAAACUAAACUUCGUAAUCUCUUCGCCGGCUACUCCACAAUUUUCCACGCAGCUGAAUCAGUUUGGGUCGAACCAGCCUCAAAUUCAAUUGCAGUUGAUGCCAGGAGGCGGCGGUGUGGGAGUUUCAGGGGCCUUAAACGCCCCGGUUCCGACACAGCUCAAUGCUGCUGCUUUACUCUCAAGCUUGGCAGCUCCUCAGCCGACACCCAACCUUCUCUCGCCCAGCAAAUGCUUCCUGCCUAUCACUAUUCGAGACGAAAACUCGGAUCAGCAGAUUGUGGCGCACAUUGAUACAAAGAACUUGGUGUUACCGACCACCUAUCAAGUUCAGAUGAAGCUGCAGCCACAGUUGGCCACCGCUGAUGGACAGCCGAUAAUGCAGCUGACACCCACUUCAAUACCGGCUACUUUGCAGCUAACUCCGCAAACAUUAGGGGGCACACAGGCAACAGUCGCUCAAAACCAGUACAUAACUCCACAGGCCACGCAAACCCUACCUAUUCAAAAUCAACAAAUAAUUUCCCAGCAGCAGCCGCAACUACCAGCUCACACGGCCCAGGUCACCUCCCAGCAAAUAAUCCGAUCUCCCCAGUCAACCUCUGCGAAUCCGCAGUUGGUGAUCCGCAAUGUAAGCACAACAUCUACUCCAACCACUCCUACGAGUAGUAAAGAAUCACCUGUAUUCAAGACGCCCUCACCUAGGCAGAGGCCAGCCCAAGCGCCAAAGUCUAAGGUGAUCCCUGCUGCUACGGCUACUGGAUCCACUUCGGACCCCAAAAGACUAGUGACUCAAGUCAAACAGAUUAAACAUCCACUACCGGCAGCCCCAGCUGCCCCGCAGAAUACGAUCUCAUCCAAUACUGCCCUACAGCGGCUUUCCUCAAACACUACUAUCACCAAAGUAACAAAGCAGUCUGCUUCAGCGGCGGUCACUGCACCUGCGCCAGCACCGGUAUCAGCUCCAACAUCAGCUCCGCCGAAAUUGCCAGUGAUUAAUAAGCAAAACAUAACCAUCAGUCGAAUCUCUACGCAACCCCCACCUAAGCCGCAAGCGAAACAGCCAAUCGCAGCACCAGCACCGGCUCCAGCUCCAUCAUCUAGCCCACAACCCAUUCCAAUCUCAAUUCCCGCGCUGAGCAAAGCCCAGCCACCUCCAAUGGCAUCGCAGCACAAGAAGGUGGUACACAAGCCACCUGAAGGCCAGGAGUCUUCUGAUCAAAAGGCUAAGGUUCCGCGUCCUCAACAGCCGAUUCUGCCACUACCACAACAGGAUGGCCAGCAGUCUACUCUUGUGUCAGGGCUUACCUGUCCCACCUGCAAUCGCGAAUUUAAAAAGAAAGAACAUCUCACCCAGCACGUUAAGCUUCAUGCGGGCUUGCGUCCUUUCAAGUGUUCGGAGGACGGUUGCGACAAGGCAUUUAGCCGCAAGGAGCACUUAUCCCGGCACCUGGUUUCUCACUCAGGUCAGAAAAUGUACACCUGUGAGGUCUGUCGGAAGCCAUUCUCCCGCAAGGACAACCUUAACAAACAUAAGCGAAUACAUACCCAGCCCGUCAGUGAGACUCUGUAUUGCUGCGAUAUCUGCAACAAGAACUUUUCCAACAAAAUGCAUUAUGAGAAGCAUCGCGAAAUGCACACCGGGAAAAGACCGCGUGCGGAGAGCAUUACUUCUGCUCCAGUUCCGCCGUCUGCGCCAGCUCUUCUGCCGUCCCAAGUUCGAAGCAAUCCACAGGGACCCAACAAGGAUAUAUAUGAAAUAAAGCAGCGAGCUCCCCAGCAGCAGCAACAAGCGCAAGCACAACCGCAGCAGGCGCAGAUAAUGCAUGUGGUGACUACCCAAGACUUGGCCGGAAACACCAUUACUAUAACCCAGGCGCCAGAUUCCAAUAUUAAUGCAUCGUUGGCCAACUUUGUGCAGCUGGGAUUUCCGUCGUUUCAGAACGACACCGCGGCAGCCGCUAACCGCCAACCCACUAGUCUGUAAGAUCGAAAAAUAGACUCUUUACCUUACAUCGUGUGCUAGUCCACCUCCUGGUUCCUUAUUAUAUUUACUUUAUACUUGGUUUUUACCUUUACUCAUAUUUUGUGCAAUAUUAUUUUUUAUGGAUUUUACUCGUGUUUUUGCGCGUAUUUUAUAGCCUUAUUCGUUUUUGUUCGUUUCUGUUCUCAUUUAAUAAAACUAGCAGAGCGAUAUUCCCGCUGUUAUUUAUAAGUUUUAUCUCAAGAUUGUGUGCGCACUUCGAUUCUACUCUUAGGACAUUGUAAAUAAAUGUAUGUGUAUAUCUAUUGUA
This is a messenger RNA of Drosophila ananassae, 3277 nucleotides long. It is a transcript of the gene pad, whose product is annotated as transcription factor Sp4. Bases 133 to 2970 code for a protein of 945 amino acids. Gene Ontology annotation, molecular function: RNA polymerase II cis-regulatory region sequence-specific DNA binding; DNA-binding transcription factor activity, RNA polymerase II-specific; zinc ion binding. Lineage: Eukaryota; Metazoa; Arthropoda; Insecta; Diptera; Drosophilidae. The record is from RefSeq and is a predicted model, not a curated record. The transcript has 5 exons. Gene Ontology annotation, biological process: regulation of DNA-templated transcription. Gene Ontology annotation, cellular component: nucleus.